Rangifer tarandus platyrhynchus (Svalbard reindeer) is the source of this 1131-nucleotide messenger RNA. Lineage: Eukaryota; Metazoa; Chordata; Mammalia; Artiodactyla; Cervidae. The record is from the annotation of a GenBank genome assembly.
AUGGCCGUGGGCUCUCGGGGGCACCGUGUCCUCCUGGAGGACGGGCAGGGCCUGGGUCCACGUCCGGGCUGCUCUGAGGUCACAGCCGCCGCCCAGCCUGUGUCCCUGUCCCUCCAUCACGUCCAGCAGAGCUGUGCAGAGAGACCACAGACCACAGACAGUGCCCGCUGUCGAGGAGGGCCCGCUUUGGUUCCAGCAAACCUGUGCGAGAUCGUCCCGCAACUCCGGCCCCAGAGGCGAGCCGUCCUCCGGCUACUGUGCGAAGUGGAAAGUGGGGAGACCGCGUGUCCCCUCCCCGAGUGCACCCCGCCCCAGCAGCGGGGCGCCCACCCUCGUCCACCGGGACGCGGCGCUCCGCCCUGCACCCUGUGCCGCUGGCCGCCUGCCAGCUCCCCGGCAUGCCUGUGGGUGACUCCUGGAGCCCCGCCAGAUACUGUCACACAUCCCGGGGGCCUCGGUAUGACUGGGACCACUGCCACUGCUGCCACCAUCACCUCUGUCACCACCACCAAGGCCAUCUUCAUGACCUCCAAGAUCGUCACCACCACCACCACCGUUGUCAUCUUCAUCACCUCCAACAUCACCACCAACACCACCAUCGCCAUCUUCAUGACCUCCAACUUUGUCACCACCACCACCACCAUCAUCACCACCAUCACCAUCAUCAUCUUCUUGACCUCCAACAUCUUCACCACUACCACCAUUCCCACCUUCAUCACCUCCAAUAUCACCACCAACACCACCAUCACCAUCUUCACCACCACCACCACCACCGCCACCUUCAUCACUUCCAACAUCACCACCAACACCUGCAUUACCUCCAACAUCACCACCAACACCACCUUCAUCACCUCCAGCAUUGUCACCACCAUUGCCACCACGGUCACUGCUUUCAUAACCUCCAACAUCAUCACCACCACCUUCUUCACCUCCAACAUCACCACCAACACCUUCUCACCUCCAACAUCACACCAACACCUCUACCAGCACCAUAGCCUCCAGAACCACCUCCAUCACCUCAUCAUCACCACUGAUACCCUCUCUGGGCCCACUUGUUUUAUUACUAAGAUGUGGGUGAAUGUCCUAGGAUCUGGGUCCCCAGGCAAGCAGCGACCCUACAUUCCAGUGUGA